Messenger RNA from Symbiodinium sp. CCMP2592, 636 nucleotides. NCBI's taxonomy places the organism in Eukaryota, Dinophyceae, Suessiales, Symbiodiniaceae. The record is from the annotation of a GenBank genome assembly.
AUGGGUGUACACGCAGCAGAGACUGACAGCCACCAGCGCGAUGGCUUCGAGCAGUGGAGAAGCUUCAAAGCUGACAUCGAAAGGGUACCAGGCAUACAGGAAGGCCAGCAGCGGUUGAAGAAAUGCAUGUUGGACGCAAGUGGCUUUGUUGGAUGCAAGUGGCUUGACGAGACCCUUCCGACAAUGCAUGGCAUGGACAUGUUCGUGGGACAGGCGAAUGACCAGACAAAGGGCGCCAAACCACCACAAGGCAUCGAGGGGGCAAUGGCCCUGACCAGCCCCAACGACUUGAAGGUGGCUUUCGAGAUGCUGGAUGCAAGCAAAGAAGGUGUGCUUGGAAAGAAGCAGGCCCGUAGCUCCAUAACUGGUAUAUCAGCAUGGAUGUUGGCAGGAGGCUGUUGCCAAUCCUGCAUGGCGUCUCACUCGCCAUGGGCUUGCCUGAUUACAAAAACAGAGAGGGUUAGGAGGUCAAGAAAGGUUGAGCCACGAGCACACAGGCCAGAACGUUCAUCUCCUGCCGUCAGACAGACUCGUGCAGAUCUCGCAUCGAUGAUACUCGUGGCUCAUGAUGCUUGCCUUUCCCCGUACCUGCAUUGGAACAUUUUGUGUGCGGCUCUGCCAAUACAACAGCCGUGA